AUGAGGUUCACCGUCGAGACCGCGCUGGGCAUGCUGGCCACGGCCACUGUCGCCGUCGCCGGCAGCUGCAACGCCAACAACUGCGCCCGCGCCGUCACGGGCACGAGGGACAAGAUCCCGUCGCUCGAGACCCGCCGCGUCGACUGCUCGGCCUUUAUGCUGGCCACCCUCACUCCCGCCACCGUAACCACCACGACCACCAUCUCCGUAACCGUAAGCAAGUCCACGACGUCGACCACCACCACAACCACCACUACCACCUCGACCACCACCACCGGCAUCCUCGACCCCCGCCAGGUCACGCAGGUGCCGAGCCUCGUGCCGGCCUACGCGAGCGCCUGCCCCGACGCCGCCGCCUAUAGCUCGGCCUGCUCGUGCUGGGGCGUCACGGGGCGCACCACAACCGCCGGCGCGCCCUCGGCCACGGCCAGCACGACGGCGACCGAGACGACCACCGUCACGGUCGCGGCGACGGCCACGGCCACGGCCGUCCAGGUGGCCAAGGUGUGCGCCCUGCCCGCCGCGCCGUGCGACCUGCCCCGCCCGGACAAGUGCUGCACGCUCACGUGCUGCCGGCUCGUGGGACAGACGCAGGCCCGCUGCACCGACGACCAGGGCAGCUGCUUCUCUUCGGGGCCGUCCAAGCGCUGGGUGUUGCUGCGGAGCGAGCCGGUGGCCGCCGAGGGCGCGAGCUGGUCGCGUAUGAGGCCCGACGGGACGCUGGAGGUGCACAAGGCCGAGUAG
Gaeumannomyces tritici R3-111a-1 is the source of this 744-nucleotide messenger RNA. RefSeq lists its product as hypothetical. NCBI's taxonomy places the organism in Eukaryota, Fungi, Ascomycota, Sordariomycetes, Magnaporthales, Magnaporthaceae. The record is from RefSeq and is a predicted model, not a curated record. The transcript has 2 exons. The coding region runs from base 1 to 744 and encodes 247 amino acids.